GUCGUUCUCUUCAAAACAUGUCUCUCGUCUCCUCUCAUCUCUCUGAUCUGCCCGUCUCUCUCUGAACUCUCUCUGUCGCCGUCGAGAGGAAGCCGGCCGCUCGUUCGCUCGCUCCGACCGAGAGGAAGCCAGGGCCGCUCGCUCCUGCUCCACGCAGUAAAGAGGAUGUUUUCUUCGAUUCGAAGCCCUGGUUAGAGUACGACUGUGAAGAUGUUUUUUUCAGUUGUCAAUGGUGAUUUCACUCCUUCUCGUGGGAGUACUCCUUCCCGUGGAAACACUCCUAUCCACCCAUCCUUAUUCAGGGGAACACAAUUGGUUAAGAAUGCCCCUCGGGACAAAGCACCUGUCCUUGUUCCCAAGCCUUCCCCAACAAGUAAGAAAAAGAAACUCGCUGAACUUUUCCGAGAUAGCCUCACGGAUCAAGAAGAUGUUGCCGAUCAUGAUGCUUCGGCUCACAAAGCUAUGGCAGAAGAAAAGGCUGAAGCCAAGCCAACUAUACUCGAUGUUCUUCUGAUCUCUGAUCAAGGAACGCCUUCCACUUUCAUGUGUAGCGGCGAAAGGACUCCUAAUGGAGACCAUGUGAUGGAGGAGCAGAAACCGGUUAGAACUGUGACUUGUUGCCUCCCUAGAUUGUCUUCAUACGGCGGUUUUACUGAGAGGAAUAAGAAGAUGAGCUCUGCAAUAACCGUGCAUGAUUAAAAUGUUCAUCAGUUUGAGCUUUAUUUGGUGGAAGUCGGGAUCUCUUGUGCUAAGAGACUAUGUAUAGUCUAUAGAGGUCUUAAAUCUUGUGUGCAUGCUGCUAUCUUAUGCAAAAGCAUGUAUAUUGCAAACUGAGGCAACUGACUCGAGUAUUUGACUCAUAGCAAAUUUUCUUUUCG
This is a messenger RNA of Syzygium oleosum, 878 nucleotides long. RefSeq lists its product as uncharacterized. The transcript is spliced from 4 exons. The coding region runs from base 211 to 699 and encodes 162 amino acids. NCBI's taxonomy places the organism in Eukaryota, Viridiplantae, Streptophyta, Magnoliopsida, Myrtales, Myrtaceae. The record is from RefSeq and is a predicted model, not a curated record.